AUGGCCACGCCGCCCCCGGCCGCCCUCGCCCCGCCCGGCCCCGCCGCCCGCCGCCCCGGCCGCCCUCGCCUCGCUUCGCCUCGGCCCCGGCCGUGCUCGCCUCGCCCCGCCCCGCUCCCGACCCGCGCCGCCCUCGCCCCGCCCCGGCCAUGGCUGCGCCGCCUCGCCCGCCUCGCUCCGGCCAGCCCCGCCCCGCUCCGGCCGUGCUCGCGCCGCCCUCGGCCGCCCUCGCCUCGGCCCCGGCGGCGCUCGCCCAGCCCCGCCCCGGCUGCAGGGUCUGUUAGACCUGCUCUUAUGUGGCCAACUUCUGCGCUCGAGAUUGUCUGCAGUGAGGCAUCGCCUAUGGACAACCAGCCACAUGAAGAACUUGCACUUCAUGGGGGCCACUAG
Lolium perenne is the source of this 390-nucleotide messenger RNA. The record is from RefSeq and is a predicted model, not a curated record. NCBI's taxonomy places the organism in Eukaryota, Viridiplantae, Streptophyta, Magnoliopsida, Poales, Poaceae.